Molecule: messenger RNA, 2313 nt
Organism: Dovyalis caffra
Lineage: Eukaryota; Viridiplantae; Streptophyta; Magnoliopsida; Malpighiales; Salicaceae
Source: the annotation of a GenBank genome assembly
AUGCUGUUUACAGAAAACGCUUACCAUCAUUCAAAAACCAUCAAUCUAAAUUCAAAAACCCAUGCUGCUUUUCGAGAAAGGAGAAGGCAUACUCUUUCACCAGCUCAUUGGCUUCAGGUUGUGAAGAAUGACACGGAGGAGGAAGCACUUGACGAGAAAGUUUGGAUUUCAAAUGAGAUUAGCAAAUAUGUUGAAGUCAUUAGAUCGAUGUUGUGCUCUAUGGAAGAUGGAGAGAUAAGUGUCUCAGCUUAUGAUACUGCUUGGGUAGCUCUCAUACAAGAUGUAAAUGGGAGUGGCACUCCUCAGUUCCCAUCUUCCCUUGAAUGGAUUGCCAACAAUCAGCUCCCAGAUGGUUCAUGGGGUGAUGCUCAUGUAUUUUCAGCAUAUGACAGAUUACUUAGUACAUUAGCUUGUGUGAUUGCUUUGAAAACAUGGAACCUGCAUCCUGACAGAUGUCAUAAAGGAAUGUCAUUUCUGAAACUCAAUUUGUGUAAGCUUCAAGAGGAGAAAGCAGAGCACAUGACUAUCGGCUUCGAAGUUGUUUUCCCAUCACAGCUUGAGAUGGCUCGAAAAUUAGACAUUGAAGUUCCUGAUGAUCUUGGGAUCCUGCAGGAUAUUUAUGCCAGCAGAAAUCUAAAGCUUACCAGGAUUCCAAAGGACAUGAUUCACAACGAGCCCACAACACUACUGUUUAGCUUGGAAGGGUUGCUGAACCUGGACUGGGAAAAGAUUCUAAAAUUGAAAUGCCAAGAGGGAUCCUUCUUUUCCUCUCCAUCCUCCACUGCCUUUGCAUUCAUGCAGACUAAAGAUGAAAACUGCUUGAGAUAUUUGACUAAGACAGUCCAAAGAUUCAAAGGGGCAGUCCCAAAUGUCUUCCCACUUGACUUUUUCGAGCCCAACUGGGCUGUGGACCGCCUGCAGCGACUAGGAAUCUCUAGAUAUUUCGAGGCAGAAAGCAAACAAUGUGUUGAUUAUGUCUAUAGACAUUGGAAAGAUAGUGGCAUCGGCUCUGGAAGUAAUUUUUUCGGUGUUCCUAAUAUCGACGACACAUCUAUGGGAUUCAGGAUACUUAGAUUGAAUGGCUACCAGGUUUCCGCUGAUGUGUUCGAGUAUUUUGAGAAAGGUGGUGAAUUCUUCUGCUUUCCGGGAAAGUCGAAAGAGUCUGUUACUGCUAUGUUCAACCUGUAUAGGGCUUCUCAGAUUCAGUUUCUGGGAGAGAAUAUCCUUGAGAAUGCCAAGGAAUUUUCAUCCAAAUUCUUAAGAGAAAAACAGGCUGCCAACGAACUCCUGGAUAAAUGGAUUAUAAGCAAAGACUUGCCUGGAGAGGUGGGAUUUGCAUUGGAGGUUCCAUGGUAUGCAAGCUUGCCUAGAGUGGAAGCGAGGUUCUACAUAGAACAGUAUGGCGGCGAAAACGACAUAUGGAUUGGCAAAACUCUGUACAGGAUGCCAAAUGUAAACAACAAUUUGUAUUUGUAUCUUGCAAAACUAGACUACAACAAUUGCCAAGCUUUGCAUUGUAUUGAAUGGGAAAAUUUUCAAAAAUGGUAUGAAGAAUGUAAUCUAAGAGAUUUUGGGAUAAGCAAAAGAAACCUCCUCUUUGCUUAUUUUCUUGCCGCAGCUAAUUUAUUCGAGCCAGAAAGGUCCAAAGAGCGAUUAGCAUGUGCAAAAACCUCAAUCUUGCUUGAAACUAUUGGGUCAUUUUUUGAUGCAGAAAACAAUUCCUGCCAGCAGAGAAGAGCUUUCGUCAAUGAAUUCAAAAACGGUAUUGGUGAAAAUGGAAGGGAAAAAACAACACACGAACUUGUUAGCUUGUUGCUUGGAACUAUAAAUCAUCUGUCUCUUGAUGCAUUGACAACUCAUGGUCGAGAUGCUAGAGAUAGUUUACAUCAAGCUUGGGAAAAGUGGCUGCUGAAGUGGGAAACGGAAGGAGAUAGGCAUCAAGGAGAAGCAGAACUACUGGUUCAAACAAUGAUUCUCACAGCUGGUUGUUGGGUCUCCCCGAAGCAUAAUCUUCAAUUUGAGCAACUCUGCAACCUCACCAACCGAUUAUCCUAUCAACUUCGGCAUUACCAGAAGCAUAAGGCACAGGAAAAAGGUAGGGACAGCACCACCUGCGAGAGAAUCAUGAUCGCAGAAAUAGAGUCUGGCAUGCAAGAACUGGUGCAGUUAGUACUCCAAAAUUCUGGAGAUGGGAUGGACUCCAAUAUCAAGCAAAGAUUUCUUGCGGUUGCGAAGAGUUUUUACUACACUGCGUUCUGCACUUCUCAGACAAUUAACUACCACAUUACUAAAGUACUUUUCGAAAGGGUUUAA